This is a messenger RNA of Penicillium alfredii, 1665 nucleotides long. RefSeq names its product putative lysophospholipase. The transcript has 3 exons. Gene Ontology annotation, molecular function: asparaginase activity; protein binding. Bases 1 to 1665 code for a protein of 554 amino acids. Lineage: Eukaryota; Fungi; Ascomycota; Eurotiomycetes; Eurotiales; Aspergillaceae. The record is from RefSeq and is a predicted model, not a curated record.
AUGGCUACCGAGGCAGCAAUCCCGGAGCUGGGCGACCAGAAGCCCGAAGAUACAGUCCAAGAGUCAAGGGUUCUGAUCAUCAUGACCGGCGGCACCAUUUGUAUGCAACCGUCCCCGGCUGGGUUUGUGCCCGCGCGAGGGUUCCAAGAGAAAUGCAUGGCGCGAGUACCGACCUUCAACGAUGGGACGUCAUCGACGACGAUGAACGUAGUGGCCAAUGCGGCAGGCGACGUCCAGGGCCACUCCAGCCUGCGCACGCCGAUGACAGCAUAUGGGCGACAGGUGCGGUACACGGUAUUCGAGUUCGAGGAACUGCUGGACAGCAGCUCGAUCAACGCCAAAGGCUGGGCCGAGAUCGCCGAGACGGUGUUUCGCAACUACACGCAGUUCGACGGGUUCGUCAUCCUGCACGGCACCGACAGCCUCGCCUACACAUGCUCCGCGCUCAGCUUCAUGCUCCAGAAUCUCGGCAAGCCCGUCGUGCUCACGGGCUCGCAGGCGCCGAUGCUCGAGCUGCAGAACGAUGCCACCGACAACCUGCUCGGGUCACUGGUCGUUGCCGGCCACUUCAUGAUCCCUGAGGUGUGCUUGUACUUUAAUAACCGUCUGUUCCGGGGGAACCGAUCUACCAAGGUCGCUGCUAGCGACUUUGCCGCGUUCGAUGCUCCAAACUGUACGCCGCUGGCUGUCACUACAUCCAUGCGCACCAAUGUCAACUGGGACAUGGUGCAUCGCCCUACUAGUCUGGAGCAUUUCAGCAUCCGGACGAACCUCGACACUACCCACGUCGCGUGCCUGCGCAUCUUCCCCGGUAUCAAGCCGGAGAUGGUCGAUGCCGUGCUGAAGCUCGAUGGACUCCGGGGGUUGAUUCUGGAGACCUUUGGCGCGGGCAAUGCUCCGUCGGGGCAGGACAACGCUAUGAUCAACGUGCUGGCCAGCGCUAUCCAACGAGGAAUUGUCAUUGUGAAUGUCACGCAAUGCUUCACGGGCAGCGUCAGCCCCGUCUAUGCCACCGGCAUGAGUCUCUCGCGCGCAGGCGUCGUGGCCGGCCUCGACAUGACGACCGAGGCGGCACUGACCAAACUCGCCUAUCUCCUCGCGCUACCGGGAUCGACCCCGGAGUCCGUGGCCAAGAACAUGUCCAUCUCACUGCGCGGCGAGCUCACCGAGUCCUCGCUGCCGGUCUUCCGGCACCCGGACGGAGCCCUCCCGGGGCGCGUGCAGACGCUCACAGCGAUGGGGUAUGCGAUUGCACACGCCGACCUCGAGCGGGUGCAAACAAUCAUGAAAUCCGAGCACCACUGGCUGCUCAACGACGCCGAUUACUCGGGCAACACACCAAUCCACCUGGCCGCCACCUCUCCGGCCAUCUCCAUCUUACACUUCCUCCUCUCCCAGGGCGGUUCUGUGCAUCUGCGCAAUCGCAACGGCCACACGCCACUCUUCCUCGCUGCCAACGCCGGUCUCCCCGACCAGGUUCUCCUGCUGCGCAAAUCCGGCGCUCAUCUCCACUCGGACGAGCGGCCAGCCGCCGAGCUGCUAGCUCGUCGCCGGCCGGGAAUCUGGGGACAGGCCGGGAUUGGACCGACAGAAUCCCAUCAGCAGGGGAAUGACGAGUGGGAAAGUGGCGGGCGCAGUCGGAUGAUGGCCGGGUCGGCGCCGUGA